Messenger RNA from Heterocephalus glaber (naked mole-rat), 388 nucleotides. The record is from RefSeq and is a predicted model, not a curated record. NCBI's taxonomy places the organism in Eukaryota, Metazoa, Chordata, Mammalia, Rodentia, Bathyergidae.
CGAGAGUGCGUGGUGGGGUCUGGCGCGGCCUGGACGGUUGUUCCCGCCAAGAUGCUUCAAAGCUUCAUUAAAAAUGUCUGGGUCCUCUUGGAGCCAUACUAUACCCAAGUUUACCAGGAGAUUUGGGUAGGAAUGGGGUUGAUGAGCUUCAUUGUUUAUAAAAUCAGAAGUGCUGAUAAAAGAAGUAAAGCUUUAAAAGGUUCAAGUCCUGCACCUUCUCACGGCCAUCAGUAACCAGCUCUCUUGAGUGCACAUGGGACGAAACAUCAGUCUGCCUGUAAAUCUAAGCCAGCUGUGUCAGAUGGGAGCACAGAACAUCACUGUAACCUGCAUAAGUAGUGUUGGCUCUGAGGCAUGAAUAAAUGUACCUGUGAGAUGCACCUCCCCA